UGUAUAAGGGUACUAGUUUUUGUAGCGCAACAACUUUGAUUUUUAAGCUGAAGUCGUACCAACUCUAAUGCAAUUUUAAAGAGAGAGUGCCAUUUAUUUAAUAUAUUUAUGAUUUUUUUUUCUUUUUGGCAGGACAUCUCAGAUAUCAAUGUGCAGUUCCCUAACUUGGCUCAAGACAUUAACAUCCCAAAGCUUUACCCUGAAGACAGAUUCUUUUCCAGUGUGUUUAGAAUCAGUUCACCUCAAGGACAGUUAUGGACACAUUAUGAUAUUAUGGAUAACCUUUUGAUUCAGGUAACUGGCCAGAAGCGUGUUGUCCUAUACAGCCCACAAGAUGCCACAAAACUUUAUUUAAACGGUGACAAAUCGGAAGUGUUGGACAUCGAUAAUCCAGACUUGUCAAGAUAUCCAAAAUUUGCUGAGGCAACACCGUUUGAAUGUUUCAUGGAACCUGGUGAUGUUCUGUUUAUCCCUGCCAUGUGGUUCCACAAUGUGAUAUCUUUACAGUUCGGGGUAGCAGUCAAUGUAUUUUGGCGCCAUUUGGACCCAUGUUACUAUGACAACAAGGACACAUACGGCAACAAGGAUUUGGUGCCUGCCACCAGGGCCAUGCAAAUAAUGGACCGAGCUAUCAAGGCCUUGGAGGAACUCCCUGAGGAGUGCAGAGAUUUUUAUGCGAGAAGAGUAGUUUGUAAAGUUAAAGAAAAAUGUUAUAGUCGAAAACACAUCAACAGUUUUAACGAGGCUAAGAAAUCUGAAUAAAUUAAAGCGACAAAUAUUCAUGUUUGAAAAGUGCACAUUUUGUUGUUUGUAUAUUAAGGAGCUAAGCAGCGAGAACGGUGACGCCGAGGGCGACGCCUACUCAAAAAGGAAUUUCUAUUUUACCAACGAAAUUCGCAAUUGUCUAGAUCUGUUCAGUACGCCUAUUGGUCUAAAAACGUGCUCAG
Messenger RNA from Orbicella faveolata, 947 nucleotides. RefSeq names its product tRNA wybutosine-synthesizing protein 5-like. The record is from RefSeq and is a predicted model, not a curated record. NCBI's taxonomy places the organism in Eukaryota, Metazoa, Cnidaria, Anthozoa, Scleractinia, Merulinidae. Gene Ontology annotation, biological process: wybutosine biosynthetic process. Gene Ontology annotation, molecular function: tRNA binding.